CCUUUUCUAUCUGACGAAGGCUUAUAAGCCUAUUUUGAGCACACAAGCCUGAAAAUAACCAGCCAAAUGUUUAAUUUUCAUAGAACUAUAUUUUGAUUCAUACCAUAGAACUACAUUUGAUUCAUACCACAGGGGUAAUUAGGGUGAAAAAGAUGAAAAUAGAAUUACAAAAAUGCAAUAUGCAAAAGCGCUUUUUACAUGAGUAAAAAAAAUACCUAAACUUUAGACAAGAAAAAGUGUAUGUAGAACCUGUUACUGAAGCUCUUUGUUUAAUUGUGUUUAAAAUUUCUGUCAGAGAGAGAAGAUGCAUCAGAAGAAGGCACAAGAAGUUCAGAAUUUGGUUGAAAAUAGAGAUGAGAAGAGAUUUGAAAAUAGUUUUAAGGCUUGCAGCUCUGCUGUUCUCUCUUCACAAAUAAAAAAAAUUAUUCCAUCUAAAGUAUAUGAAAAUCGUAAAAGCUCUAUUGCAGCUGGCUUGGAAAAAGUUAAUGUAGCUCUUGAACAAAAAAAUUCAAAGAUUAUUGAAUAUUUGUCUAAGGAAAAGUCUAUUCUUGAACCAGAAGCAUAUAAUGUUCUUGUACCGGAAACUGUUGAAGAAGCUGUUGAUCCAAACAUAAUUAAGAUACUUCCUGUGCCUUUACCAGAGAAAAAAAUAUUUAAAGACACAUUAACUCUUCCUCCCUCAAAAGUUCCAUGGAAGGAAAGGUUCAUGCAAGGUAUCAAAUACAACUACAGUGACAUUUCUUACCAUUUUAAAGUGUGGAAUGAUUCUUUAAAAGAGAUAGAAGGUUAUUUUGGUGCUGGAACUGUAUCAUAUUUUGUGUUUCUGAGGUGGCUUCUCUUAAUGAAUUGUUUUAUGCUAGUUUUGAUCAUUUUCUUUAUUGUUUUGCCUUGCACUCUACUCACGCCGUUUGUAUAUUCACUUCCUCCAAAUUUUACUCUUCCUAUUAAUGACACAAAGCCUUUGUAUGAAGUAUUUGAAAAAAAGCAAACUUUUUCCUUAGCUCUUGUCACAAAUCAUUCUAAAAUGAGUGAAAAAGAUAUUGUAAAAUAUUGUCACAGGAAGUACUUUAAAGAGAUUAAGGAAGCAAAGACCAAAAGUUUCUUUGAUAACUUACAGAAUCUACUUCAAGGAACGGGAUGGAUGGAGCCAACAAUUAUGUUUUUAGGCAAUUAUCCCAUAGCUUCUGUUUCUGGAGGAUUCGUUUAUAAUGUCCCUUUAGCAUUUGUAUUUGUAUACAUUGCGAUCUAUUUAUUCUGCUUCAUUAUACUGAUGGCAUAUUCUUCGUUUGGAGUUUAUGAAGCCAUAAUGUCUCAGGAAUAUUCUGCACCUCGAUUUGCCAAUGAGGUUUUCUCUGCUUGGGAUUAUUGCAUUCAAGGUAGCAAAAAUGCAGAAAUUCAUCGCAGAAGUUUUACUAACAAUAUAAGAACAACUUUGUCAGAAAUUGUGUACAAAAAAAAAGCUGAAGCAAGAUCACAGAGCGUAUGGAUAAAAUUAUAUUGCAUAAGAUUUCUUGUGAAUUUGUCAGUUAUAGCAUUGAUUUCUGGAAGCUAUUAUAUGAUAUUCACUCUUGUUCACUUGCAGCUGCGGGAAGAAAAUUAUCCUUAUCAACCAGGAAUUAAAACUUUAAUGUUGCAAUAUAUGCCUGUUUUAUCCGUGACAGCAAUCAGAACAGCUUCUCCUUUAUUUUUCUCAUUUGUGACACAAUUUGAAAAGUUUCAUGCCAGAACAACUGUGAAUUUAUCUCUUGCAAGGAGUGCUUUUAUUGGACUCUCGUCUGUUGUUGUUUUAGUUGCUUCUUUUCAACAUCAAAUAUUUUGCCAACCUGUAGAUAUUUGUGGCAAAGGUAAAUCUCACUGUCAUGCACCCAUGUGUUGGGAAACAUAUGUUGGCCAAGAGUUGUAUAAGCUAAAUGUCUCUGAGUUCUUAGUUUCUCUGUUCUUUUUCUUUUUAAACGUUGGUAGAAAUUAUAUAACAAAGAAGUUUGAUAAUAGAUUUACGAGAUGGAUUGGCAGUGCUCAAUUUGUUCUACCUCAAGAAAUUUUGGCUCUUAUUUAUCUGCAAACAAUUACUUGGCUACUGUCAUGAAGUAUUCUUCGCCUGCAACUACUAUCUACAAAGCUUCUCGAUUCAAUUCCGUGUACAUAUUUAUAUUAAUGAUAACAUUUCUCAUAGUUGUGACGAUUCAGUUUUACACUUGCAGGAAGUAAGUUGAUCUUUCUUUUGAUGAAAUAUUCAAAUGUGAUUAGGGACUCACUUGUAAAAUACAUCAGUUUUAUAUGUGCUGUCUUAUUUUUAAUAUUUGAUUAGCAUUGAAAAAAAAUGACUUAAAAGAACAUUUUAUUUCAAGCUAUCUAAACCUAAAAACAAAAUAAUUCAACCCUAUGAAAGGCUUUUAUUUCCCCUUGUCACAUGAAUGACAUUUUCUAACACUCAAAUGGGCACAAUCAAAACAAGCUGUCACUAACACAGCACCUAGCUACAGUCCCCUGGCCAAAUUAUUAGACGCACAAUUAGAUUCUAUGUAAAAUUUUCAUUAUUAGGUGAUACUAUGCAGCUUCAUUGUUUUUGUGAGACUGAAACCUGUUUACGUUUGUGUAUCAAUUGUUUAACAUUGUAAUGCAUCACAUUAAAAAUAAAUACAAAUAGAGGAAGUAUAUAAGAAUUCCUCUGAAUAAAAACCCAUUACAUGUACGUUUAAAUAUAAAAGUAUUGCCUAUAAACGCGUGCAAAUCAUGUCACUAUUAAAACACUACAGUGCGUCUAAUUAUUAUAAAAUACUAAUAUAAUACCUGAUAUUAUAAGUAUUCUAUGUUUACAUAAUAUAUCGUCUUAUUUAUCCAAUUUUCGAAUUUAUGUUAUACAUCGUCUCAUUUAACCAAUUGAUGCACGAACGUAAACAAGUUGAAACAGUCUCGUAAAAACAAUAAAGCUGUAUAGUAUCACCUGAUAAUUAAGAUUUUAGGAGAAUCUUAUUGUGCAUCUAAAAAUUUGGACAGGGAACUGUAGAAAGAAAAAAAACGUAAAUUUUUCUUUUAUUUAUGUUCCUAAUAUUUUUAUAAAAAGAAGUGUUUAUAUUAUUAAUGUCUGCCUUUGUUGAAACAAAUACUAAAGAAGGAAUUUCUUUCACUAGAAUCACUCCAUCCUAUGGCUGCAGUCCUUUUCGAUAUUACGAUUCUAUGAGUGCAGUCUUGACCGAACAAUUGGAAAAACUCCCUCAUUUCUUGCAGUCCUUGAGAUUCUUUCUAACUGGAUGGUUUUUCGUGCCUGCCUACA
Molecule: messenger RNA, 3274 nt
Organism: Parasteatoda tepidariorum (common house spider)
Lineage: Eukaryota; Metazoa; Arthropoda; Arachnida; Araneae; Theridiidae
Source: RefSeq, a predicted model, not a curated record